GGGGCCAAAUCCUAAAGGGUCAGGAGCAGAGGAAGACCUGAAGGGGGCCGGGGCUGUUGCGAAACGGAGGUGAUGCAAAGUGGCCCCAUGUGGGUUUCUUUUAAAUCUUUAAUGCCCAUACCCUAGUCUCAGGCCCAUGGAGCCCACGCGAGACUACCCACUGUUCGGGGGCGCCUUCUCCGCCACUCUCCCUCCGGGGGCCAUCGACGUAAGCGACCUCCGACCGGUCCCGGACAAUCAAGAAGUUUUCUGCCAUCGCGUGACAGACCAGAGCCUGAUCGUGGAACUUCUGGAGCUGCAGGCCCACGUGCAGGGCGAAGAGGCGGUGCGGUACCAUUUUGAGGACGUUGGCGGGGUGCAGGAGGCUAGGGUUGUGCAAGUGGAGGCUGUGCAGCCCCUCCUUUUGGAGAACCUGGCCCUGAGGGGCUGCUGUCAAGAAGCCUGGAUCCUCUCUGGCAAGCAGCAGGUAGCUAAAGAAAACCAGCAGGUAGCAAAGUAUGUGACACUGUACCAGGCCUUGCUGCGGCUGCCCCAGUACCAGACUGAUCUCCUGCUCACCUUCAAUCAGCCCCCGUAAGGAGAACGGAAAGGCCCUGAGAAUAGGUCAUCUCUUGGCCCUGAAAAUCUUUCACUUCCGCCCUGGAGCCUGGGUGACUUUGAACAGUUGGUGACCAGUCUGACCCUUCACGAUCCCAACAUCUUUGGUCCCCAGUAAGGACGCUGAAAUGCUGCAUGCUGCUUCUGAAGACUUGGGGCCUCUGUUCUGCAAGGGGAUCAAAGGGUUGGAUAUAUUCCCCUAAUUCCUUCCCAGUGCAUAAACAUAAGACACCUACUCUCUGCAGAAAUAAACUUGCUUUAUAACCAA
This is a messenger RNA of Balaenoptera musculus (blue whale), 865 nucleotides long. It is a transcript of the gene RANGRF, whose product is annotated as RAN guanine nucleotide release factor. The transcript has 5 exons. Gene Ontology annotation, molecular function: guanyl-nucleotide exchange factor activity; sodium channel regulator activity; small GTPase binding. Gene Ontology annotation, cellular component: nucleus. The record is from RefSeq and is a predicted model, not a curated record. Lineage: Eukaryota; Metazoa; Chordata; Mammalia; Artiodactyla; Balaenopteridae. Gene Ontology annotation, biological process: heart contraction; protein import into nucleus; regulation of membrane depolarization. Bases 137 to 577 code for a protein of 146 amino acids.